CACGCCGGCAACCGACAGGGGAGUGGAGCGUGUCGUCCGCACGGUCGUCUGCUCGGAGAUGUGAUUGGUUGCGAGACGAACAAUUCCUGCAUCUCCUGUGAGACUAGGUGCACCAUUAAAGUGAACGUCAGCAAAGGACGGAAGGGCACGCCACAUAAAUAAUUCAAGAACUUACAUGCAUGGAUGUUAGUUGAUGGUAGGUAUGGCCAGGAUUAUCCCUAGAAUUCACGCCCUCAUCCUAGAUCUGCCAUUUCAUGCGUCCGGGGUGAAGUUGGUAACAAAUAGAGUCACAACUCUGCGAGAUGUAAGGCUUCCAGGACUUACACUGCUAAGGACAAUGGCUUCCAGUGAGGGACCAAAUCUUCAAGCCACUCUUGAUCUGGAGGACCCUGAACUCUAUGAACUCCUGACAAAAGAAAAGUCCAGGCAAAAGAAAGGAUUAGAAAUGAUUGCAUCUGAAAACUUCACAUCUAAGGCUGUUUUACAGGCCUUGAGCUCCUGCCUGCACAACAAGUACUCAGAAGGUUAUCCAGGGGCCAGGUAUUAUGGAGGGAAUGAGUAUGUGGACCAAGUUGAACUACUCUGUCAGAAACGAGCACUGGAAACUUUUGGCCUCAAUCCUGAGGAAUGGGGUGUGAAUGUCCAGCCAUAUUCAGGUUCUCCAGCCAACUUUGCUGUAUACACUGGUGUGGUUGAGCCUCAUGGAAGGAUCAUGGGACUGGACUUACCUGAUGGUGGUCAUUUGACCCAUGGUUUCAUGACAGCCCAAAAGCGUGUGUCUGCUACGUCCAUCUUCUUUGAGUCCAUGCCUUACAAGGUCAAUCCAGAGACUGGGUUGAUAGACUACGACAAGCUGGCAGAAACUGCCCGCCUGUUCAAGCCAAAGCUCAUCAUUGCAGGAAUCACAUGUUACUCCCGUCACCUAGAUUAUGCUAGAUUCAGAGAGAUUGCUAAUGAAUUGGGAGCAUAUGUGAUGGCAGAUAUAUCUCAUGUAAGUGGACUUGUAGCUGCUGGUGUAUCUCCAAGUCCUUUCAAGCAUUGCGAUCUUGUCACUACAACAACUCACAAGACAUUGCGUGGAGCACGAGGAGGCAUGAUCUUCUACCGUAAAGGUGUUCGCUCAGUUGGUAAAGCUGGAGAGAAGGUCUACUAUGAUCUAGAGAAACGCAUCAACGAGGCAGUAUUCCCUGGUCUGCAGGGUGGCCCCCAUGACAAUGCAAUUGCAGGAAUUGCAGUUGCUCUCAAGCAGGCUCAAUCGCCUUUCUUCAAGACCUACCAGGAGCAAGUGGUUAAAAAUGCACAGCAGCUGGGCAAGUCUGUUAUGGAUUUGGGGUACAAGGUUGUCACUGGUGGCACAGACAACCACAUGAUCCUCCUCGAUCUCCGUCCACAAAAGCUGACAGGAUCCAAGGCUGAGAAGGUCAUGGAGGCUGUUUCCAUUGCCUGUAACAAGAACACUGUUCCAGGGGACAAGAGUGCAAUGAACCCCAGUGGAAUCAGACUUGGCACACCUGCACUGUCAUCUCGAGGCAUGAAAGAGGCAGACAUGAAGACCGUUGCAAAUUUUAUCCAUCGUGCCAUAACUUUGGCAUGUGAGAUCCAGGGCAAGUCAGGCCCCAAGUUGGUAGACUUUGUAAAAUUGAUGAAGGAAGAUGAUGCCUUCAAGGGUUUGGUUGCAGCUCUCAAGCAAGAUAUUGAAAACUUUUCUGAGCCUUUCUUUAUGCCUGGCUUUGAAGAGAUGUAACUGGUGAGGACAGGUAUUGUAACUGAGGAAUAGGAAAGUAAGCUUUCAGAGACUGAGAUAAAUGAUUUUGCAUGUUUCAUCAAUUGUGCCUCCGCUCUAGCUUGCAAGAUCCUACUAACAAAGGAAGAUUAUAUAUUUGAUUGCAGUGCUCAAGCAAGAUAUUGACAAAAUUUCCAAUCCUUUCCUCAUGCCUGGCUUUGAGUUCCAACCCAUGGUCAGAGGGAAUAGAAAUUCAAUAAUUCCCAAUACCUCUUUCCAGUUACUCCACCCCUGUUAAUAGAAUGCAUCUCUUUCAUGUGCAUCAUAGUAAGCUUCUUGCAGUCCUUCACAUUGAGCCUCAUCUGGUGCUUUUGGUCAAUGGAAUCUCAUUUUGAAGGAACUCAUUCAAUAUUGUGCCAUUUUCUAUGGUGAUUUUUUAAUAUGCCUUUGGCGUUUUUUGUGCAAUAUAUGGAGG
Molecule: messenger RNA, 2198 nt
Organism: Darwinula stevensoni
Lineage: Eukaryota; Metazoa; Arthropoda; Ostracoda; Podocopida; Darwinulidae
Source: the annotation of a GenBank genome assembly